CUGAGAUCGGCAAAAGCAAAGACAGAGACCAGAAGAAUCACCUCUGAGCGCCUGAAAGCAGAAGAACGUGAAAGAAACAGAAAUGUCUGGAGCUGCCGUGUUCGUGGGCCUGCUUUUCCUCCUCUCCGUUUGUUCGGCCUGUUACAUCUCCAACUGCCCCAUCGGUGGGAAGAGGUCGAUCACGGAUGCACCCCUCCGCAAGUGCAUGUCUUGUGGUCCCGGAGACCGGGGCCGCUGCUUCGGCCCCAACAUCUGCUGCGGGGAGGGUCUCGGCUGCUUCAUGGGCUCCCCUGAGUCGUCUCACUGCGUGGAGGAGAACUAUCUGCUCACCCCCUGUCAGGCCGGAGGUAGACCCUGUGGUUCAGAGGGAGGACGCUGCGCCGCUUCAGGACUCUGCUGCGAUGCAGAGAGCUGCGCUGCAGAUCAGUCGUGCCUCCCCGACGAUGACGGAGAUGACCAGGCCAGCCAGUUCGAAGGGGGCGACCCCACCGACAUCAUCCUCAGGCUCCUGCAUCUGGCCAGCCACACUUCUCACCGAACCCACCAAUGAGCACCUCCCUCCCUCUCUGAAGGCCUCUCUGCAAGGACGAAAAACAAUGGGACUUGUAGUUCCUGCUGUAUAGUUGUGUUUCCACGUCUGUCCCCUCCUUUUGCUCUUUCUCUCGGAGUGCUUCAUUAGAGUGCCUUUGUCGAUAUAUUUUUUGAGUAUGAAAACAGGGAUGAACACAGACAGAUCAUCCGGAUUUCUGCAUGCUGAAAUAAAGUUUGGAGAGAGAAAAA
Molecule: messenger RNA, 780 nt
Organism: Fundulus heteroclitus (mummichog)
Lineage: Eukaryota; Metazoa; Chordata; Actinopteri; Cyprinodontiformes; Fundulidae
Product: isotocin-neurophysin IT 1
Exons: 4
Coding region: 83-550 (155 amino acids)
Cellular component (GO): extracellular region; secretory granule
Molecular function (GO): neurohypophyseal hormone activity
Source: RefSeq, a predicted model, not a curated record